Messenger RNA from Psammomys obesus (fat sand rat), 5098 nucleotides. It is a transcript of the gene Kcnj2, whose product is annotated as potassium inwardly rectifying channel subfamily J member 2. Gene Ontology annotation, cellular component: plasma membrane. The record is from RefSeq and is a predicted model, not a curated record. Gene Ontology annotation, molecular function: inward rectifier potassium channel activity. The transcript has a single exon. The coding region runs from base 80 to 1363 and encodes 427 amino acids. NCBI's taxonomy places the organism in Eukaryota, Metazoa, Chordata, Mammalia, Rodentia, Muridae. Gene Ontology annotation, biological process: potassium ion import across plasma membrane; regulation of monoatomic ion transmembrane transport.
AAAACUGUUUCUUCAAAGGGUUUUGCAAAAACUCAGACUGUUUUCUAAAGCAGAAACACUGGCGUCCACAGCCGAAGCAAUGGGCAGUGUGCGAACCAACCGCUACAGCAUCGUCUCUUCGGAGGAAGAUGGCAUGAAGUUGGCCACCAUGGCAGUGGCUAACGGCUUCGGGAAUGGCAAGAGCAAAGUCCAUACCCGGCAACAGUGCAGGAGCCGUUUUGUGAAGAAAGAUGGUCACUGUAAUGUUCAGUUCAUCAAUGUGGGAGAGAAGGGACAGAGGUACCUGGCAGACAUCUUUACCACCUGUGUUGACAUUCGCUGGCGGUGGAUGCUGGUUAUCUUCUGCCUCGCAUUUGUGCUCUCCUGGCUGUUCUUUGGCUGUGUGUUUUGGUUGAUAGCUCUGCUCCAUGGGGACCUGGAUGCUUCUAAAGAGAGCAAAGCGUGUGUGUCUGAGGUCAACAGCUUCACAGCCGCCUUCCUCUUCUCCAUUGAGACCCAGACAACCAUUGGCUAUGGUUUCCGGUGUGUGACCGAUGAGUGUCCAAUUGCUGUUUUCAUGGUGGUUUUCCAGUCAAUCGUAGGCUGCAUCAUUGACGCCUUUAUCAUCGGCGCAGUCAUGGCAAAGAUGGCAAAGCCAAAGAAGAGAAACGAGACUCUUGUCUUCAGUCACAACGCUGUGAUUGCCAUGAGGGACGGCAAACUGUGCUUGAUGUGGCGGGUAGGCAACCUUCGCAAAAGCCACCUUGUGGAGGCUCAUGUCCGGGCACAGCUUCUCAAAUCCAGGAUCACUUCGGAAGGGGAGUAUAUCCCCUUGGACCAGAUAGACAUCAAUGUUGGUUUCGAUAGUGGAAUUGACCGUAUAUUUUUAGUGUCUCCUAUCACUAUUGUUCAUGAAAUAGAUGAAGACAGCCCUUUAUAUGACUUGAGUAAGCAGGACAUUGACAAUGCAGACUUUGAAAUUGUUGUCAUACUGGAAGGCAUGGUGGAAGCCACUGCCAUGACAACACAGUGUCGGAGUUCAUAUCUGGCCAAUGAAAUUCUCUGGGGUCACCGCUAUGAGCCAGUUCUCUUUGAAGAAAAGCACUACUACAAAGUGGACUAUUCAAGGUUCCAUAAGACUUAUGAAGUACCUAACACCCCCCUUUGUAGUGCCAGAGACUUAGCAGAGAAGAAAUAUAUCCUCUCAAAUGCAAAUUCAUUUUGCUAUGAAAAUGAAGUUGCUCUAACAAGCAAAGAGGAAGAGGACAGUGAGAAUGGGGUCCCAGAGAGCACCAGCACAGACUCGCCACCUGGCAUAGAUCUUCACAACCAGGCGAGCGUACCUCUAGAGCCCAGGCCCUUAAGGCGAGAAUCGGAGAUAUGACUGGCUGAUUCUGCCUUUGGAAUAUUUACUUCGCUACACAGUCUGUUGUUGGUCAGAGGGCCGGGACAGUGAUACAGACCAUGGUACUGGUCGAGAGGUGGGUGAAGGCAAGUAGCCACAAGAGACUAAGGCUAGCACGAAGGUUUCAAGAAAAGACUGUAAGCUGGAUGACUGAUAUAAAGUGCUUUGCAGGCCUCCGAGUGACCCGAUGGCACAUAUCUGUUGUAGAAUAAGUUAUGUUUUUUUUUAAUGUAUUGUUUUGUGUUUUUACAAAACUUGAAUAUGCAGGCAAGCCUCGGUUUGGAUAUAUGACUUACCUGGAAUGCUUCUCUUUAGGGGGAACAAGAAUGAUUUUAAUGGCAUAACAUAGGCAAGACUCUGCCUUAAUUUUCUGAAAAGCUGCUAACUACAUGAACACAAACUGUAUUUUUGUUGCAGUGUAGUUUAUCUUUGACAUAAUCUUAAAAACGUCAGUGUUGAACAUUGUUGAAAGCUCACGGUAUGCUUCCAAGUGUCAAGUAUUUGGCUAUAACUGCCAAAAUGGGAGCCUGAUUUCCUGAGGCCAGUAAUUUGUUUGCUAAAAUUGAUCUCUCUCUCUCUCUCUGUCUCUCUUUCUGUCUGUCUUUCUUCCUCUCUCUCCUGUUUCUUGUUACAUAAGGGCAUUAUGUAACACUAGCCAAAUGGUAGCCUCCGGGUUUUAUACUUUUCCUUUCCACCACGCUAAUAGGUUAUCUCAAAUUUUCAGUUAGACUACCUAAAAUAAAUACCAAAGAUAAUGCACAUUUUUUGCACAGUGGAGUUUAUAUUUAAAAGGGGAACAAAGCCCCAUGGGUUGUCUGGGAAAUCCAGAGACACUUACUUUGAACCUCAGCAAGAUGUUACAAAUAGCCCAUUCAUUUUGCACCUUAGUCUGAAAAGAGCAUCGGAAUCUGAUAAAUGUAGUAUUUUUUUUUUAACUGUUCUUUUGUGCGUCCUUCUUAUUUGAAAGGGAGGGGGAAGCAUGGGUCAAACUUACAUAUGCACUAUUCAGACUUUUUUUUUUCUGUGAUAAGUAGUGCUGGUCCGGCUAAUGUAUUCAAAAGAGAGAGAGAGAGAGAGAGAGAGAGAGAGAGAGAGCAGUAGUCACUAAGACUUUUCUGGGCUUUUCUCUUAUUGCACAUUCCAAAGUUUAUUCCAUAAGAUCAGAUCUUGGUUUAACUUUGUUGGUAGCCUGGCACCCUCCAAACAGAGCUACCCAGCAUGGGAGAUAGAUAGAUUGCAAAUUCUGCAGCUGAGUCAUGGCCUUGACUGUCAGGUCAUUUCUAGCUUGGUGUCAUAUUAAGAAAGAUGUCUGGCCUCUAGGCUUAUACUUCUGGGGUGUCUGAAAAGAGUGAUAUACUCAACAUGAGCUGAAUAUGCAAAGCAGGUGUGGAUCUCGGGGUGUGUGUGUUUAUGUGUGUGUGUGUUUGUGUGUGUGUGUACAUGAGCCACUUCAGUGCAACAAUCUGCUUUACAAGGGAGAGGGAAGUUGCCUUUUUCAUGACAGAGGGUAUGAGGGCAUGUCUUGGCAUUUUAGGGUCUCAGUGAGCCAUAUAAAUACAAUGCAAUUACAAGCUAAGGAGUUAAGGGUCUAAAGGGUUACUUCUCUCUGCGUACACACUCAUGGUUAAUGUGAGCUGGCCAUUGUCUCUUGUAAAGUCCCAGAGCAGGUUACCAAGGACACAUCAUUUUUUAGAAGCCUUUCUGCCUAGCCACCUGUCUUUACAAAAGCUUCUCUCUCCAUCCUCACUUUAGCCCAGCAACACAAUUCUCUCUCCCUUUCUUUCUUUUGGCUUUAAAGUUUCCUACUUGUGAAUCGUAGGGCUGCUAAUUUCGCUUUUUAGUUGGAGUCUCAAAAUCAACUCUCUAAUGGUAUUACACCCUAAUAUGCCAUUAAAAAUCAGCUUGUUCUAGCAUCAUGUAUUUUAUUUCAGUUGAUGUUUGUGCUGGUCUGUGGCUGGUGAGCAGCUGUAUCUGGAUGCAGUGCCUGUAAAAUGAUGACAGUUUCUGCUGUUUUCAACUUUCUAAGUCAAUGGACUUGACAACUGUUGGUGUUAUUUAAAUCAAGAGGGAAGUGUUGAGAAAGUGGUUGUCAUUGUACAUCCAUGUUUAAAGACAGGGUUAGGAAGUGGCUUGAAGCGGUUGGAGGGGCUUGGGAGGGGUUAAUUCACAGAAGAGAAAACAGACUGGCUUUUGACAGUGCGAGGCCAUGGAGGGCUUCAGAUGCUGCUAUUACAAUGAUUUGCAAAGGAAAAUAAUCAAACCAAAGAGUAUUUAGUGGAAUGUAAAUCAAAUGAAGAUGGAGUGAAGAAUAGGGGUGACCACCUGGACGUUCCCCCAAACACACAGCGCUACCACUUAAAAGACUUGAGUUAUUUGAAAAGGGGUGGGUUCAGAGACAAGAAAAAAGGGAGGGGAAUCUUUCAACUUGUUGCUUAAAAAGAAGAAAACAUCUUAAAUUUCUGGUGCAUAGAUUUGUUUUUUUUUGUUUGUUUGUUUGUUUAUUUUUGUUUUUCAAGAAAUUUUUUGCAGAAGCUACAUUUUUAAAGUGUACAUUUUAUAAAGUUUAUCAGAUAUUUUCAUAUUUAAAGCCAAAUGUAAAUAGAAAUCUGUAAAGGAAAAAAAAAUCCCGUAAGAGGUAUAAUUACAACAGUGAGUUCUGAGAGCUAGCACCUAUAUGCUACCGGUUAGCAUGGUUUUAGCGGAUAUUACCAGCCUUUUGAGGUUUGUUUUGGUAUGUUCUUCUGUUAUUUAUUUCAGCAUGGACUGUUCCUUUGAGAGCUUUUUGUAGUUAUUAGCAUUUUAAUAGUUACAAGCUUUAAAUGGCUUUUUGUUUUGUUUUGCCAAGAGCCAAGACAUAGGUAAUGCACGGCAUUUCUCCCUGCAUUUUUACCUUCAAAAUAUCUGUCUUCGUUGACUGGGCCUCCAGAACUAGUGUACACAGCUGCCACUAGUAUGCAGAUGGAGGGACUCACCUUGAAUAUCUGGGGUCCAUCCCCAGAUUCCCGUUGCUUCUCUGCUGCAAGCAAAUUCCUCUAGGAUGUAUUCCCUUUUAAAGAAUGUUUGCCCAAAUCUGAAUGGGCAUUAUAUAUAUAUUUUUUGGAGGGGGGAGGCAUAGAUUCCUGGUUAUUCUAUUUUUAAAUAAAAGGUAGACAAAGUGAAUUCUAUUUUGAUUAUCGAGAAAGGAAUAGUUUUCUAUCCCUCUAAGAGUAUACUUGAAUCAGACAUUUUUAGAAUGUCAUAUAGCACUGUAGUCAUUUCCAAAUCUCUAGAGAAGUUUGUUUGACUUUGUUCUUGUUCUGUUAAUGCGUUAUUCCUUUUCUUUCACUUCCUUCCUCCCCAUAUACCCCCUCCCUAAAUCUUGAUGUGUGUCUCAUGACCUUGGUUUCCCAAAGAUGUUCCCCUUGAAGAUAACAAACAUCAGUUUCUAUCUUAUAAUCAGUCACCCCAUAGAAGCAAAUGUCUCAUCCUGAGGGGUGAUUUAAGCUCCUUAUCACUCUUUUUAAUGAUCCUAAGGUGGAAAGCAUAAAAGUGUUGCAUUACUAUAUCUCCUCCCACAAUCUUCAGCAAACUAGAGUUUCUUUCCUAGGAAUGUUAGGUUUCAGCUCUGUGCUUUGACCAGUUGAACGAUCCUAGCCUUUGACAAUCAUGAUAGUUAUUAUUUUCCCAUUUGCCAUCUUUUUUGUAUCUAAAGUCUUCCUAUUGUACUGCACAAAC